Molecule: messenger RNA, 1991 nt
Organism: Hevea brasiliensis (rubber tree)
Lineage: Eukaryota; Viridiplantae; Streptophyta; Magnoliopsida; Malpighiales; Euphorbiaceae
Product: sulfite exporter TauE/SafE family protein 3
Exons: 11
Coding region: 223-1725 (500 amino acids)
Biological process (GO): protein ubiquitination
Cellular component (GO): membrane; Cul4A-RING E3 ubiquitin ligase complex
Source: RefSeq, a predicted model, not a curated record
AUCAGGGAAGAGAGAAAAUAACAAAGAGAAUUGUAUAUAUGUAGACGCUACCCUGAGUACUUCCUUAUUUGCAAGCUUGUACUCCCAUUGCUCAUACCGGGGGAAGAGAUUGAGAGAGAGAGCAGGCUAAUCGAAAAGCAAACAAUUACAGUGAAAGCCAUCAUUGCACGUCAUAGAACCACUCCAUCUCCCACUUCUUUCAACAUUCUCACGGGCCAAAAAAUGGAGCUCAAUAAGCUGCAGAGAGCUUCAACAAUAGCAGCAUUAGCGUUAUCCAUUGGUCUAGUCAUGAUGGGCAAUUUCACUAGUGCAGAGAGACUACUGAAGGAGCAAAAACCACAAUAUUUGGUUGAGAAAGAAAUGAGCAAGCCUGAUCUUCUAGUGAAAAUGUCUCAUUUUCUCUGGCAGAGUGACAAGACUUCUUAUGAGCCUGUUUGGCCUGAGAUGAAGCUUGGUUGGAAAAUCGUGGUAGGAUCAAUAAUUGGAUUCUUCGGUGCAGCAUUGGGUAGCGUUGGUGGAGUUGGAGGUGGUGGAAUUUUUGUGCCAAUGCUUGCCUUAAUCAUUGGCUUUGAUCCCAAGUCCUCUACUGCCAUUUCCAAGUGUAUGAUAAUGGGUGCCGCAGGAUCCACAGUAUAUUACAAUCUGAGACUCAGGCACCCAACACUGGACAUUCCCCUCAUAGACUAUGAUCUGGCAUUGCUUUUUCAACCCAUGCUUAUGCUAGGAAUCAGCAUUGGAGUAGCUUUCAAUGUCAUGUUUGCUGAUUGGAUGGUCACUGUUCUGCUUAUCAUUCUCUUCAUUGGUACAUCAACCAAAGCUUUAUUCAAAGGCAUAGAUACAUGGAAGAAGGAGACAAUGAUGAAGAAGGAAGCAGCCAAGCAAUUGGAAUCAGAGUCCAAACCAGGUGAUGGUGAGGGACAAGAUUACAAACCCCUGCCAAGCGGUCCAUCUGCACUCCCAGAUGAAGAUGAUGUGAGUCCAAGAAAAUUGCUUACAGCAAUGCUGUUUCAACAAGUCAUAAUCACAGUUGUUUCUUGUUUCUUUAUCCAGGUCCCCCUAUUGCAAAAUAUUUACUGGAAAGAGGCAGCACUUCUGGUGUAUGUAUGGCUGGGCUUUCUAGCCGUUCAAAUUGUUAAGUCAUACGUUAAAACGUGCUCCAUCACGUACUGGGUUCUGAACGCUUUGCAGGUACCAAUUGCUUUCUCAGUUACACUUUUUGAAGCCAUAUGCUUGCGCAAAGGAACCAGGGUUAUAGCAUCCAAAGGAAAGGAAGUCACAAACUGGAAGUUUCUUCAAAUUUUGCUUUACUGUUCAUGUGGGAUAGUGGCUGGAAUGGUGGGCGGACUACUAGGACUAGGAGGUGGCUUCAUCUUGGGACCUCUUUUCCUUGAAUUGGGAAUUCCUCCUCAGGUUGCAAGUGCAACAUCAACCUUUGCAAUGGUAUUCUCAUCUUCAAUGUCAGUUGUACAGUACUACCUUCUCAACCGUUUUCCGGUAAAUUAUGCUAGUUAUUUUACUUUAAUUGCAACAAUUGCUGCCUUGGCCGGUCAGCACGUAGUCAGAAGGAUUAUUGCUCUCCUUGGAAGAACAUCAAUAAUCAUCUUCACAUUGGCUUUGACAAUUUUUGUGAGCGCAAUCAGCUUAGGUGGAGUGGGCAUAGCAGACAUGGUUGAAAAGCUGGAGAAUGAAGAAUACAUGGGAUUUCAAAAUCUUUGUCACCAGUAAAUAAAUAGUAUAAUAGUAGCAGAGUGAGAUUUUUCUAAGCAGAAGACGGCUAAAUCCACACCAUAAACUGCUUCCAUAUUCUUCAAUUUCUCCAUUUAUUUUCAAGUAAAGAUAUAUGUCACUGAACUGUAUGUACAAGUAUCAGCUAAAACUUUUCUAGCUGAGCUAUUCUUCAGGUUUUUCUCUUGCAUCUUAUUAGUUAUGUUUCUUCUAUAAAAAAUUUUUGCAAACAAUGCUGAAUAUAUAUGUUGUCAUUCGUUGUUCUA